CGCUACUCUCUUCAUUGUUCAAUCGUCACGUCAUGGAAAGAGUUACUGCGUUUCUGCCAAACUAAAGUAAUACUUUCUGAAAAACUCCUCUCUGGCCUGUUGAGUCUCAAGUCGAGGGAAAUAGUGGGAGAAGAGAGGGAUCUGAACUGUAUCUGUGGAUUAUAAAGAUGCUUUAGAUGUAGUUUUUAUUCUUUUGUUGACGGAACGCAGAUGAUGCGUUUAUUCCGCAUCCCAGUCCGGGACAAAAUGUUAGGGUAAUGUUUUCAUCUGUUUUUUGUUUUUGUUUUUUUGUUCAGGCGGACUUGCAAACCAUUUUGUGUUUGUUUUAAAAGAGCUUUACACCAUGCAAGAUGCCUAUAACUGUUAUAAAAGGAUUUUAAGACAGUGAGUUGCAAGUGUUCGCCGGUACCGCGAUUCUACUGAACGGAAUUUAUGGAUGUAUGGUUGUAUAUUUGCGGCUGAAUAUUAUGGUUUUGCGGAAUAAUGAAACGCCAUAAAUUUUGGGAUGUUGGAGAAUAAUACAACAAUUGUGUAAUAAUAUUACAAUGUGUAAUACUUUCUUUUAGAGUUACAAAUGUAGCAAAUACGAUUAUAAAUUCAUUGUUUCAUUUUAUCUGAAAAAUAAACCAUUCCUGCCUUCUUCUUUGUGGUCAGUAAGGUUUAAAUCUUUUCCUUAGAAUUUGACCAAUAGCCUCAAAAUAGUCUCCAUAGGCUAUGAGCACAUUAACUAAAUCCACUGUUGUACAGUAUAACCUGAUUUAAGACUAUAGGUUAUACACCAAUGAGGAUGAAAACAGUCCUUUUUGUGUUAGAUUUGAUUUGAUUUGAUCAGUACAGUAUUCUGCACUUUGAUAUGAAGUAAGGAAGCUGAUUGUGUGGCCCAUUUUGUGUAUCUGCCUUGGUAUUGCAAAUAAAAGACAACAAAAUGUCACUUAGAGCCAAAGCCCUCUACACAUUCCAAAGUGAAAACAAGGAGGAGAUAAGCAUCCAGGAGAAUGAAGAGCUGGUGAUUUUUGAUGAGAACUCUGUGGGUGGUUGGUUACAAGGCGAGAACAGUCGAGGAGAGCGAGGGCUCUUCCCAGCCUCCUAUGUGAACAUCAUCCGGCGCCGUUCUGGGUCCAACCUGACGGAUCAAUCCCUCAGCUCUCCUGAAAGUUCUCCUGGAAAAGAUAUAUCGUACAUUAACACCCAAUCUACGACUCUACCGAGCGAUGAUGACGACGAUUGGGACGACUGGGAUGACAGCUCAACAGUCGUUGACGACGAAGAUCCACAGAGAGGGAUGGGUGCCAAUGGGCAUUCCCACCAGAGAGGGUAUUCCAACCCAAAUGUCCACUACCGUGCCAAGCCGUACGUGGAACGCCAAGACAGCAUGUCCAGCAACAGAAAGGGGAGCAUGGUGGGCAGGAACUUGAAUCGUUUCUCCAGUUUCGUGCGUUCAGGUGUGGAGGCCUUCAUACUUGGUGACGUGCCCAUGAUGGCCAAAAUCGCUGAGUCUUAUUCAAUAGAAAUGGGCCCACGUGGGCCACAAUGGAAGGAGAGCCCUCAGCCCUUUUCCUGUUCCAUUGAAGACCCUACAAAACAGACAAAGUUCAAGGGUAUCAAGACUUACAUCUCAUACCGAGUGACCCCCAGUCAUACUGGCAGUCCGGUGUACCGACGCUACAAGCACUUUGAUUGGCUAUACAACAGACUACUGCACAAAUUCACGGUCAUUUCCGUGCCCCACCUUCCGGAAAAACAGGCCACAGGCCGUUUCGAGGAAGAUUUCAUUGAGAAGAGGAAGAGAAGACUAAUAUUAUGGAUGGACCACAUGACCAGCCACCCGGUUCUAUCACAAUACGAGGGUUUCGAACACUUCCUAAUGUGUGCAGACGAUAAACAGUGGAAGCUCGGGAAGAGAAGGGCGGAAAAGGAUGAGAUGGUCGGUGCUCAUUUCAUGCUCACCUUCCAGAUACCCAAUGAGCACCAGGAUCUUCAGGAUGUUGAGGAGCGCAUUGACUCCUUCAAGGUGUUUGCGAAAAAGAUGGACGAUAGUGUGAUGCAGUUGACGAAUGUUGCUUCAGAAUUGGUUCGUAAACAUCUAGGAGGCUUCAGGAAAGAGUUUCAAAGGCUUGGGAAUGGUUUCCAGUCCAUCAGUCAAUCGUUCUUGUUGGAUCCUCCAUACAGCUCGGACGCCCUUAGCAACGCCAUCUCGCAUACCGGACGAACCUACGAGAACAUUGGCGAGAUGUUUGCAGAGCAGCCCAAAUAUGACCUGUUUCAGAUGCUGGAUAAACUGUCGCUGUACCAGGGCCUGCUGUCCAACUUCCCUGACAUCAUUCACCUGCAAAAAGGUGCGUUCGCAAAAGUUAAGGAGUCUCAGCGAAUGAGCGACGAAGGCAGGAUGGACCAAGCGGAAGCAGACGGCAUUCGUAAACGCUGCAGGACUGUGGGUUUUGCCCUGCAGGCUGAAAUGAAUCAUUUCCAACAGCGGAGGGAGGUGGAUUUUAAAGAAAUGAUGCAGGCAUACCUGCGGCAACAGAUUGCCUUCUACCAGCGUGUGGGUCAGCAGUUAGAGAGAACCCUGCACAUGUACGAUAAUCUCUAGGGCCUGACCUUUGACCUUUGUACUGUAAUGGAGAUAGGACACUCCUGUGGAUGGAUAUACAAGGGUUGAUUUGAAAUCCAGACUGGAUAUUUUGCAAGAGAAAGUAGACAUUGCCGCUUCUGCACUUAAAAAUGUCACUUUUAACCCCAGAAACCAACAUUAUAGUUUACUGUUUGAAACAAUGUUCAUGUAAAGUGUAUCUUUGGUUUCACUAUGAAAUUUAUUUAAAUGUCUUUUAGAUCAAUGUUACACUUUUUCUAAUUGUUUCAUUCAACAGUCUAACGUGCGAGUGAUGUUACUUGUGUGUCAUCAGGUGCAGAUGCUAAUCAGACUCCAAAAACCACAGCGUAUCACUUCACGUCUUAUUAAGUACAAUGUAAACUACAAAUCUGAAUCUUGUAGCAGAUAAAUGAAAAUGUAGCAAAGUCGCUCAACUCGGCGGUUUGCUAAUACAGACUUCGCUAGUUUGUUGUAAAACUAGCAUAUGACGCAGCUUGUUUACAUGAUCAUUUGCCAAAACACAUAAUUUUCAUUUUUAUAAGCACAUUGGGACAUGACAAUGUCUACUGUAAAAAAAAAAAAAAAAAAUUUAUAGCAUAGUAACACUGUCUUAUCUUGUUUACCGAGUUUUUGUUUGGUUUCUAUUUUCGUUGUGUUUUGCUGGGUUGCCCCAUCCACAGUGAAAUCUUAUUGGUCCAAAAUUCUGCUCUAGAUAGUUUUUAAAGCCGCAGUGUGUGUUUUCCAAACAGGUUUAGCAAACACAUGUCUGCUUGCCGAUGUUCGAAUAGAUAGUCCCGCCCCAAAUUCAUGUCAUUGGUUGAGGCAAUGUUGCUCUGUUGGGCCAUUCAAACAAAUAAAGCAAUGUUUUUAUAGCACCGUAGCGUUUUGGUUCAACCUAAGAAUGGCUUAGUUAUAGAUGUCUGCACAUCGAAAAAAAAUUACACAGCUCAGAUUACACACAUAUGCUCAGAUUUCCCAUGAUUCGAACAAAAUUUAGCACAGAAGCUUGUUGCAUUGUGUCUAGUUAAGAUGAGAUGACAUUUAGGAAUCUUCUGUUGUUAAAUUCCCUAAACGUUCUGAGUAGAUGAACAGGAAAUACACACAGCAGGUUUGUGUGGCCUCUGCUCGAUUCCAGAACGUUUAAUCAGAUGAUAUGUGUAAUCCAGCUCCUCUCAGACAGCAGAAAAUUCCUGAGUUUACAUAAAAAGUGAGUUACAGUGCAUCACAUGUUAGAGUCAUGUGAUAUUCAUCAGAGAAUUCGAGUCAGGAUGUCCAGAGUGCUCCCAGAUGCAGUAGACAGAGUCUUUCCAUACUAAUGAAUGUGAAUACAAGUUGAUGUGAUUUGGAAAGAGUGUUUUGUAAUUCUGGAUCUGGUACUAAUUUUUCAAAUGUUAUUGACUGAGACAACAAAUGUUUUGUAAGUUCUUUGGAAAGUCUCCCUACCCAAGAGGAUCUGAAUUUCUGUCAUAAACACUUCAGUAUUAGCAUUAGCAUCUUUAGCAAAAUAAAUGUUUGUUUGGGGUGUUUCUAAAGGCGGAAGGAAUCUAACAUACUUCUUUUCUCCUUUUUGUGUUCUCUCAGGAAAAACCAGAAAGGGCUUACACUUUGUGCUUGAUUUUAAGUUCAUGGUUUUUGUAUUCAUUCCUUUUUAUUUUUAGUUCUUAGAUAUAAGAGGCACAGGGGUUUAUAUUAGUAAGUCUCAUGGCUGCAGUCUCACUUGACUCUGUGGUGAAGAGUUGCCAUUUUACAGUGCUUUUAGAUUAACUUUAAAACUUGUCUCUUGUCUCAAGUUUCAGAUUGUAAACUUGGAUGCUUACUGUUUGCACACUUGUUAACUGUUAAGGACCAAAAUGUCAAACUUUAGUUUUACUGAGGGUUUACGAAAAACAGGUUAGAGGUUUAUCUGAGCAGGUUUGGACUUGAUUAAUCUGGACCUGACACAAAUGUAAUGUAGAAACAUCUAUAGCAAUGCAUUAAUAAAUUAAGUCAACAUGAAAUUAAAAUUGACCGUAUCUUUCUUUCCUAAUACAUGUUCUUGGUAUUAUUAUGAACAAAACAUUGUUAUAUUCGUAAUCAUUAAUGAAAAUAUAUAACUUGCUCCGCCUCUGUAACGACUUAACUUUUCGGCCGAUGUCACCAAGCCCUAUUUGUAAGCCCCUCCCCUUCAACCACUUGUCACAUGGAGGCUGUGUCUAGUUUGGAAGGCUGCGUGCUAGGCAGGACGUGUCCUUUGAAGACUGCAGUAUACCAAGUGUCCUUCUUUAAACAAGCCUCGUAUAAAGAGACGGCCUUACUAGGACAAACGAAAACGGAAUGUAACAUGGUUGCUAUGACAGCACGACACUCUUUAACAAGCGGGAGCGCUUUGAGUGAGAAGGGAACAAAGUCCCUUUAGAAGGGAAUGUAUGAGGUAAAUUUUAGGAGAGUUAUAAUGAUGUAAAGAGAAAAGAAAAUAAAUUUUACAGGUGUACUUUUAGUCUAAUACUUUAUUUUAAUUAUAUAUUAAUAUACAUUAUACAUAUUAUAUACUCUGCACCCAUCUACUGAGGUACUUCAACUUGGGAAUUAACAUUCCUUGCGUUUGAACAUCAUAUUUACGGGCAAAUUGGCAUCAUUUUGUUUUUAGACAUUUCUGUUGAAGCAAAGAAUUGUGGGUUGUGAGCGCUCAAGAAGGAUACACCUCAUGCAUCCUCCGAAUUCCCGUGAAAGAAGGUUGCAUUUGAAGGCUGCAUUCUAAGUGUCCUACUUGCUUUUCUGAAAUGAGACAGCCUCGAUGACGUAUGCGGCCGACAAAUGCAACCUCCGGAGGACGUAGCCUUCCAAACAAGACACAGCCAGAGACAACUUUUCACCAUCCAAUAAAUUCCUGGAUAAAAUCCUGCCCUCAAAGCUGAAGUAUGUAACGUCUUCUGUGUUAAAAUACUUUCUCCUAUCCCAGCUUAAGAUGCAGAAAUAACUAUUAGUUAGCCACUCAUAGGUUAAUUUUCUUGAAAUCUAUAAGCACUGUGAUUCAAUGGCGCUAUGAAAAUUCUCUUUGUUUGACCAAUGGCAGACGGGGGGCGUAUUCAGAAAGCUGUUUUGAAAACAAAAUUUAUUUUUGCAAUUCGGUUUGGUGACACUAGUGGUGCAGAAAUCACAUACUUCAGCUUUCAGUACUGACCUACAUUUUUUUCCUCAGAAACUGCGAAGCACACCCCAUUACGUUAGUAAAAUGGGUUGCAAACAACAUUUCAUGUUGACUUGAAAAUAAACAUCCUGAAGAAUAUUUUUAAGUGACUGAGAACUGACCAAUCCUGUGGUUUGCAGAAAUUUUAUUUUGGUAUCCAGAUGUUUAUAUGCUCACAGGUCAAAUUAGUUAAAGAAACACCGUCCAAUCCCUCUGGGCAUUUCCUUUCUGGUAAAGAGGGGAAAAAAGUACAGAUAAACAAAAAGCCUGUUUUCCAUUCUCUGGAAAUCUUUGGAACACAAACAGACCAUGUGUGUUGUGGUUGUGUGUCCAUUUGGCCACUUCACCCAUAUUCUGAGAUACAGCAGAGCUCAAAUGCACAGCAGAGUUCCUCAUACCAAAGACGUACAGUUUUCCAUGACUAGACUAAUCCAAAUAUUCUGUUUUCAUAAUGGUCUGCUUGCUUUUUGUACUAGAGACAGUGGCAAUGUUUUAUCAGGGCACAUCUGAAGAUGAAUUACUCACAUUCUGAGAAAGACCAUGUUUAAAUGAGCAAAAAUGGAACAAACGCAGAGGAUGGACUAUCUUCUCAUUGAUCAAGAUCUGCAAAACUCAGUUCUGGAGGGAUGGCAGACCUCAUACGGAUGAUUUUGGACUCUUUUAGGAUGUGUGAGAUCUUGGUCCAUGUUUACUCACUGUAAAGAGGACAGUAGAAUUUAUAUAAUGUGUAGAUUUGAUACUUUUCCACGGAUCUCGUGUUAAACGGGAUCUGAAUAAAUAGAUCUCAAAAUGG
Myxocyprinus asiaticus (Chinese sucker) is the source of this 6549-nucleotide messenger RNA. It is a transcript of the gene snx33, whose product is annotated as sorting nexin 33. Gene Ontology annotation, biological process: cleavage furrow formation; intracellular protein transport; mitotic cytokinesis. The transcript is spliced from 2 exons. The record is from RefSeq and is a predicted model, not a curated record. Lineage: Eukaryota; Metazoa; Chordata; Actinopteri; Cypriniformes; Catostomidae. Gene Ontology annotation, cellular component: plasma membrane; cytoplasmic vesicle. The coding region runs from base 926 to 2590 and encodes 554 amino acids. Gene Ontology annotation, molecular function: protein binding; phosphatidylinositol binding.